GACGGAGUGUUGCGGAGCAUCUGACUAAAGAGCUGGCAGCUAGCGAGCAGGCUAAAUUGUAGUGUAGUACUUUGGGGGAAGCUGGACUGUCUUUGCAUUGCCAAAAUGUCUGGAUCACAGAUAAUCGGAUCAUCCGAUCGGAUUCCCUUUACCGGGCCGCGCACGCCUAUGGAGGUGAAGAUGAUGGUCAAAGGCCUCAAGAAUGUUGAAAAAGACACGUUCAGAAAGCUUUUGAAAGCUGCGGUGUCGUUGAUUGAGGGCAACGAUGUUCCCGAAAGCACUUUUUCCUCACUUGCCAAGGACAACCUCUCCCUGGAAAUGGUCAACACGGUAUUUGCCGGCAUCUGUACCCUCCUGAGAUGUGCCCUUAGGAUACCGGUCACAUCGUUAAAACCAGAGGUCUUCAAGGAGGACCUGAAGGAGUUAAGAGUUCCCAAAGAAUUUGUGGCAGAUUUUAGCAGUGCUGUUUAUGGUGCAAAGCGAUCAUCCUUGGAGACAGCACUAGUCACAAAUCGCAGCAGGCUUCCAACCCUGGACAGAUUAAGAUGGAGGCUAGAUGUUGGCAUUUCCACAAGUGCGUUGAACCGAGUUCUGGAACCAACCAUCUUGAUGGAGUUAACGCUCAGUAAUGGCAGCAUUCACAAUUUGGAGGUCCCUGUGUCUAAAUUCCACGAGUUGCGGUACAGUGUGGCAUACGUUCUGAAAGACAUGGAGGAACUGGAGAAACGAAGCAUAUUAAAGAUAGAGUAACUUGACAUUUACAGUAAUUUGUUUCCUUUCUUCCUGGCUCUUUGCCUUAGGAGCAAAAUUACAGAAUUGGUUUAAGGUGCACUGUUUCUGGGGUUUAGGAGCAGCCCCUUCACCACACCAAUUUAAUGCACACAUUAAGUAAUUAUGCCGUGUUAUCAUCCUGCCAGCCAGGGGUGUUGACUCAAAGGAAAGUUGUUGCUAGGCAACCAAAGUGCCGAAUCUUAUUCAUGCACACAGCCUGUUGUAUAAGUUCUUGGAUUGUGCUACAUUCAGCACAGUGCACAGAAGAGGAUUACGAAUUCAACCUAAAUCUUACACUGUGAAGACAAAUUUCAAGUGUAAAAUACUUCUGUAUAUUUACAGGUUUUCAAAAGAGAACUACUUUCUUCACACAUGGAGGGAGAUUUUUCUUUUGUCCUUAGUGUUAUUUGUCUUAAUCCUAGAAGUCAUAAAAACUGUACCAUAUUAUUUCUAAGAAAUAUGGAAGGGCGGCGUAGCACUGUGAUCAGAAUAUUGACAAGAAUAUAAUAUCAAAUCAGUGUUAUGAAAUAUGUGAUUGCCAUAUGAUUGUCACAUAUUUCAGAGUGCUGAUUUGAUAUUAUGUUCUUUUCCAUAUUAUAUCUAUUUGUUUUCUCUCCCAUCUAGUCUGGUGAUGUCUAAAAUGUUCCACAAGAGUAAUUCGUCAUCUGAAAAACUAUGCAGGUUAACACUACCAAGAUUAAUCUGUUUAACCAUAAUUUGACCUACUGGUACCAACAUUUGCUUUUAUUUUUGUGGCAAAAACUUUAGGGUUUUUUUUGCAACUGUUUUGUUUUCUUCACUUAAACCAUUCUGAUACUGAUGUACAGGUUUCACAAAGGGGAAAAAAGCUAAAAAAUAAUGAUGAAAGCAAAAUUAACCUUUCAUCUUUUUGUGAGUUUGUGGAAUUCUCUGCUUGUCAAAAAAGGCAACCUAAAUGCAAAGAUGCAAGCUGAAAUGCAUGGGUUCAGUGGCUAGAAUGUCACAAGCACAACAGUGAAGGCUUUACCAGGCAGUUGAUCACACUUUGUUUGUUGUCAUAAUUAUUCCCCUGUCUUCUGAAAACCAACACUAAAAGCUGUCUCCUCUACAACACUAUGAUACGAGAUGGCUUGUAGUUUCCAGUUUGCUCAUCAGUGAGCAAGGCCAGGUACAUGUACAUAUGUCCGUCAUUUGGAGCCUUAGGGCAGGAUCAUCCAAGUUGACAGUGGGCCUGUGAAAAAUUCCUAGGGGAAGCAUAUACAAAAAUCAUCGGAGAAUACCCUAGGUGUACCUUAAGACAUAAACAUCAAUAUUCCUACAAAAACGGAAAGUUUGAACACUUCCACAUAUUUCGUUUGGGGAAAGCUUCAAUCUAGCGGGUUCACAGUUUACUCCAGCUUAACAUAAACACAAAAGAGCAAGGCUCUGCCACUAACCUACAUGUAGAGCACAUGAGGACUUGUUAUAUCUGCAGUACUGGUGCCCAUGGCCUGUGGAUCACUGGUGUCUACAUGGAAAUUUGGGGUAUACUAGUUAAUGGUGUUUAGGGCCUACAGAACACUCAAGGCAAGUUGGAUCAGUGACAGUUUGUCAACCACUGGUUGGUUUUGCCUGGUGUGCGGUAUGCAUAGGUUACCAGUCAAAAUUGACCAUUGGUUGAAAAUUGAUCGUUGAUUGACCUUGCCCUAAUAUGGGCCUGCUGAGCUGUGACCACUCUUUCUCUUGUUGAUUUCCAUAGCGUCAUUCAGGCACCUCACUAAUAUUUAUUUAGUAGUAAUUUUCUCAGGAUCAGCCUGUUGUGGAUUUUGAUCUUGUUCACAUACAUACAUUUAUAUGUAUACUGUAUUUUGUAUUGUCACUUCAAGAAGUUGACAUUUUUCUAAAUAAAGGGGUCACUUCAAGAAGUCGACUUUUUCUAAAUAAAGGUGUGGAAAAUCACAAAAGACAACCUGUCGCA
Messenger RNA from Acanthaster planci (crown-of-thorns starfish), 2707 nucleotides. It is a transcript of the gene commd5, whose product is annotated as COMM domain containing 5. Lineage: Eukaryota; Metazoa; Echinodermata; Asteroidea; Valvatida; Acanthasteridae. The record is from RefSeq and is a predicted model, not a curated record. Gene Ontology annotation, cellular component: nucleus.